UUGUAGGCGCUCUGUGGGGCGAGGGGAGUUCCCCCGGGGCUGUUCCCCCAGCUGCGUUCCAGCGGUGGGACAGGCCGGGGCAGGCCCGGGGGGCUCUGAUGCCCUCAGUGAGCCCAGGCCCUGGGAUCGGUUCCCCCGGGCUGGGGUGGGGGCACUGCACGGGGACACGCUGUCCCCGGCCGCGUCCCAGCGUGUCCCUUGUCUUGCUGCUUGCUCUGGAUUUGCCAAGCUUGGCUUCAGUGUUUUGAGCCAAGGUUUGUUGUAAAAGGUGGUGUUUGGCCUCUUCUUCUGAGGGUGGUCCAGUUAUGACCACAGUGAGCCGUGUGUGCUGUCUGGUUCCUUUCUGUCGUUCAGCGUGGGUGUACAAGCUUGUAACUGGAUUUUUCAGUGGAGCUUAGCUUGUGCCAGURGCUUGUCCCAGCUGGUGUGGCUGAGUAGGAGCACAUGUCGAAGUGUGAGGCCCUUGAACAAUUCAAUUUUGGCUAAUUAUUGACAUCAAAACCUCUCAGAAGGCUUCCGUUCUCCCUUCCAGCUGUAGUUUUUUUUAACCAUAUAAARUUUUCCAAAUGCUUCUGCUUUGGAAAUGCUGAUGUGUGAAAAGCAWCUUGGUGUUUCYUUAAUAGGUCCACUAUUUUCAUUUGUGUACUUAUUUCUGUGCUUGAAUUUAGGAGGAGAGACUUCAGGUUGUGUUUUACUGUUAGAUUUACAGGAGGCAUAUGUUUGCAAGGAGUAGUAGCUGCCUGAGAAGCAGCAGUUUGAGAUCAUCCUCAAGGCAGUCAUUUUUCCUCUUGAGGUUUUAGUUGUCUGAAAGAUCCCUUCUGGCUUUUUGGAGAAGGCGAUGUUUGGUCAUCACAUGCUGUGAAAGGGCAGGACCUUGUGGUUGCUUUUAAACCAGUUUAACAGGUUAAAGGCAACAGAAGUUGAAAACACCCUCACAAAAAUACCCUCCUGGCUUUGCUCUGGGGYUCCCCUCCAUCUCCAGGAUGGCAGGUGGCAUCACUGACACCGGAGAGCUUUACUCUCCUUAUGUGGGCCUGGUUUACAUGUUCAACCUCAUCGUGGGAACAGGAGCCCUGACCAUGCCCAAGGCCUUUGCCACAGCAGGGUGGCUCGUCAGCCUCAUCCUCCUGAUGUUCCUGGGAUUUAUGAGCUAUAUGACUACGACCUUUGUGGUAGAAGCUAUGGCUGCUGCAAACGCCCAGCUGAGAUGGAAGAGAAUGGAAAAACGCAAGGAGGAUGAUGAGGAUGAGGAUUCUUCCUCUGGAGUGUCUGACAGUGAUGUUCUCCUCCAAGAUGGCUACGAGCGAGCAGAGACCCGGCCUAUCCUGUCAGUGCAGAGACGUGGCUCAGCCAAUAUCUUUGAAAUCACUGAGAGGGUGGAAAUGGGCCAGAUGGCUUCCAUGUUCUUCAAUAAAGUGGGUGUCAACCUCUUCUAUUUCUGCAUAAUUAUCUACCUCUAUGGAGAUCUGGCAAUCUACGCAGCAGCGGUGCCKGUCUCUCUCAUGCAGGUGACCUGCAGUGUCACUGGCAACCAUUCUUGCAGUGUUGGAGAUGGCACAAAGUACAACGACACGGACAAGUGCUGGGGGCCAAUUCGAAGGAUUGAUGCUUACAGGCUCUAUCUGGCAGCAUUCACGCUCCUCCUGGGUCCUUUCACCUUCUUCAAUGUGCAGAAGACCAAGUAUCUUCAAAUCAUGACGUCCCUCAUGAGAUGGAUAGCUUUCAUCCUCAUGAUUAUUCUGGCCCUCAUCCGCAUCAGCAGAGGCCAAGGUGAAGGUCACCCGUCCAUGGCCCAGCUGUCGGGCAUCCGCAAUCUGUUUGGAGUGUGCGUCUACUCCUUCAUGUGCCAGCACUCCCUGCCAUCCCUCAUCACCCCCAUCUCCAAGAAGAAACACGUCAACAAGCUGGUGCUGCUCGAUUACAUCCUGAUCCUGGCCUUCUACAGCCUCCUGUCCUUCACUGCCAUUUACUGCUUCCGCAACGACACUCUCAUGGACAUGUACACGCUCAACUUCACCAACUGYGAGAUCAUCAGCGUGGCCUUCAUUCGCUACUUCCUGGGCCUCUUCCCCGUCUUCACCAUCAGCACCAACUUCCCCAUCAUCGCGGUGACCCUGCGCAACAACUGGAAGACCCUUUUCCACAGAGAAGGGGGCACCUACCCGUGGGUGGUGGAUAGGAUUGUCUUUCCUGCCAUCACGCUGAUCCCCCCAGUGCUGGUGGCUUUCUGCACCCACGAUCUGGAGUCCUUGGUGGGGAUCACAGGAGCCUACGCUGGGAAUGGGAUCCAGUAUCUCAUCCCAGCUUUCCUCGCCUACUGCAGCCGGAAGGACACUCAGCUGGUUUUUGGCAGYGGGACGGUGAACAAGCACCUCUCCCCUUUCCGGCACACCUUCUGGAUUGUGUUUGUGCUCAUCUGGGGCUUCUCUUGCUUCGUGUUUGUAACUGCAAACAUUGUCCUGAGCGAGUCAAAGCUCUGAUGAGGGUUAGCAGCACACUCUCGCCGGAGCUCCAGAGAUUCCAGCAUUUCAGCUCCCCCUCUGGAACUGUGAGUGAGGGGGACYGGCAGUGUGAAGGGAAAUUUCCAGGCUGUUGGCUUGGUGACACAGACUUUCUUCACUCCACUUUGGGUGUGGAUGGAAUGGACUCAGCCUUGUUACAGUUCUGGUUCUCAGGCGAAGCCCUGGGGCUGAGCCCUUGGCAGCCUGAACCAUUAACCAAUGCCCAGCUAUUCCUGCCUUUGGCUCUGUUGGAGCAGCACAUCCUCUGUCUGUCCAUGGAUGUCUGUGUGCUGCAGGUCUCGGCACACAGGAGAGAGCCAGCCUUGGCUGCUCACUUCACUAAUCACUAAAUGUCCCUUCUCCCAAAGGCAGGAAUGUGCUGUGCAGAGUCCAGCAGGAGUUUGGGAGAACUGAGUCUCCCACUGCUGAGACUCCUUCAGACCAACCUCCUAUGCCAGCUGAAGGAAAAAAUUAGGGUGGAAAUAGACCUAAUUCAGAAGGAAACAAUUUUGUGCUGUUACAUUUUCUUUUUCUAGAAGCAUUAUCAUGUUUGUUCACAUUGCCUGGGAUCGGGGAUCUUUUGCUUCGAGCUGGAUUUCUCCAGCCUGGGAGUUUACAUUCACACUUCCAUCCUGUUCUCCUGUGCUGUGGCAGCCCAGCUGGGCAGAGCAGUGCCCCUCUGCAUGCAGGGAUACAGCUCUUCCCACUGGAAAGGAAAUCAGCCUUGCUUCCCUCAGCACUGGCAGGUGACUCGGAGCUUUCCCUGGCAGAGCCUUCUCCCUGUCUCAGCUUUGCCCGGGGCUGGUACAAGCAGCCAGGCCCUGACUCCAGCGGCCGGGAUUGGGAUCGGGAUCGG
Molecule: messenger RNA, 3357 nt
Organism: Malurus melanocephalus (red-backed fairy wren)
Lineage: Eukaryota; Metazoa; Chordata; Aves; Passeriformes; Maluridae
Gene: SLC38A12
Product: transmembrane protein 104
Exons: 10
Coding region: 984-2480 (498 amino acids)
Source: RefSeq, a predicted model, not a curated record